UUUACGAUCAAUUUAGUCCAUUUCUAUUUACAGUUGCUGAAUUGUUUCUUUCUUCGGUGCUCUCGCUAAUGGCUUUAUCAGCUACAACCUUAUCAUCAUCAUCAUCCUCGUCGUCGCUGCAAUUGAUCAAUGUCUCACACAGAUUCGUCUCUGCAGCUCCUUUCUCUCUUGACUCUACCUUCCUCCGACGACGACGCGUGAAACGGCCACUCGCUUCGUACCGUGGCUCUCAGUCGCGUAGGAGAUACGAAUCGGACGAUCGAUUCUUCUUCGACGGGUACGUUCCCGAUGACGACGACGAAGAGGAUGAUUACGAGAGGGAGAGUAGUGUCGAUCUUCUGGUGAGAUUCUUAACGAGUAUGUUCAAGAAGGUCUCCAAGCGAGCUAAAAAGGCCUCGCGUCGUGUUUUGCCAGCCGCCAUGUCUCCUAGACUCGUGUCUUUUGCAGUAGAUGGGAUAUUGCUAUUGGGUUCGCUUUCUAUUACGAGAGCAUUUCUUGAGGUAAUAUGCGGUCUUGGAGGAACAGUCUUUACGGUUAUUCUGUUGAUCCGGUUGUUCUGGACAGGAGCUUCCUUUUUCCAGAAUUACGGCAACUCUUUUGGACCAAACCCGCUAUAACUUGAAACAUAUAUCUAUCUUAUUAAAACUCAAGUACAAAAUUGGAGUGUUUGGAGACUUGAAUAGGAUUUUUAAAAAUUUGGAGUGUUUGGAAACAUGGAUUGCAGUCUUUUAAAAAAAAAUAUUUUUGUUUGAAAACAAGGAUAGUAGUAUUAAGAAAAAAAAGUAAUGGGCUUAUGUUUUUUUAAAAAAUUGAAAGUUAUCUAGGCCACUUUUAAAAUAUACCAAAAUGGGUCAAUCUAAUUCCCUAAAAAUUUUUUUUCUAAACUAACCAUAAAACAAAAUUUAAACUUUAUAUACAUAUUUCAAAUCAAAAUAAUAAUUCAAAUUUGAUUUAUAUCAAAAAUUGAUUCAAAAAUAUACAUAUAUUCAAAAAUGGAUUUUUACUAAACUAUUUUUCAAUAACCAUUAUAAACAAAUAUUGUCAAUAUAUAUAAGAAAAAUAUAAUACAAAGCCCAAUUUGAAAUACCAACUCAAAUUAUGGUUUUCAUAUUUCAUAUUAAGUUUUAAAAAUAUAAUAUAUGUAAUUAUUUAUAUGAUGGUAUGUAUAAAAUACUAUUAAUUAUAUGAUUACUUAUAUGAUGGUACAUAUAAAAUACGAUUAAUUAUAUGAUGAUAAAAUACGAUAUAUAAUAAUGACUAGGGAUGGGCUUUUGGAUACCCAUACGGGUUUAGUUCUGAUCGGUUUGUAUUUUGAGUUUUCGGGGUCAAAGAUUUCAGCCUCAUUAGAAUGUUUCUAAAUUUUGGUUUGAGUUCGAUUUGGAUCUUUGCGGGUUUGGUUUGGGUUUGGAUAACUAAUUUAAAUUAUUUUUAAAGUCUUAAAUCAUUAUAUAUUUUAAAUUUCUCAAAAUGUAUAAAUAAAAUAAUAUAUUACGUAUAAAUUUGAAUAACAUAUGUCAUAAUACUUAAGCUUAACAUAUCAAUUGGCUUGAUUUAAAAUUUUGGAUACGAAAUCAAUAAUUAUUUUAAGUAUUUUUGGUGAUUUGAGUAUACUUUAACUAUUUCAGAUAUUUACUUUUGACUAUCUAUAUAUAUUUUCAAGUAUUUAAACCAAUUUAAAAGUAUCAUUUUUGAUGUUUUAUAUACGUUAAAUCUAAAAAUAAUUAAUAUAUAUAAGUAUAUAAAUCUAUUUUUAGAUAAAUUCGGAUACCCAAAUACUUCGGUUCGGAUCAGAUUUGGUUCUCUAAAUAACAAAAUUUUGAAUAAUUAGAAUAUUUAAUCAAUUUAUGUUUGGGUUUGGUACUAUAUCUUUGGAUCGGUAUCGGUUAUGUUCCUCGGAUUCAUUUUUCCAAAUCCUAAUAAUUACAUGAAAAACAAAUAUCAACAUAUUUUUCAAAAUAUACACCCGCGCGCCUGCGCGGGUCAAAAUCUAGUGUAGCUUAAGUCAGAUUAUGAGUUUCAGAUGUUUGUUAUUCAUCAUGUUCUUUUCACCUCUAUUUGUAAAGGGAAUAUGGAAGAUAGUUGUGUAUACACAUUCCCUGGGAAGUUAUCUAAGAAUCAAGAGUAAGCAGACCAAUCGAAAAAGAUCUAAAGAGUGUUUUUCUGUAAUUCACCGAUAAAACGAAGAAAGAUAAUCACUAAACCAACGUAUUUAACUAUAGGUAGUCGGGAGCGCAUUAGAAAAUUCUCGUCGAUGGUUGGGUAAAUAAAACUGCAAGGUGCAUUUUGCAUGAUAAUAUAAUAACAUCAGUUUCUUUUAUUUCUUCACGUUCCGUAUCAUCUCAGCUAAUUGUGUUAAUAUGGUACAACGUCUUCUAUACGACUGCUACUAUUCAACGUUUAUUAGUUCGUCCUUGCAACCUAACCGUGUAGAUUUCCAACACUGAUGUAAUGAAAUAACGUGUCCUCACUUCUCUUGGCCUUUUGCCUGAUUUUGUAAAAAGACGUGAGACGUCCAUUUAUAAAUAGCUGUCCCAGCCGAAGCCGUUAGGCCACAAAACCAUUGGGCAAUUUGACUCAUUUGGGCCUACUCGUUAAAUACAGAGUUAACACCUUUCACAUUGUGGUUAGCUGUGGUCAUACGACACACACGAUGAGGAUAAUACAUAAAAGAGAUCGACACCACACGCACCUCAGGACCCCUCUGAGUCAAUAGACUCACUAUAUCAUAGACUUUCAUUUUUCUCUGCACGCGACUUAUCCAAAACGCGGAUUCUACACUUACACACAAAAGCUGAACGAAUAUUCAAUGUUCAUUUUGUACCAAAUCUACCAAUCUUUUUUGUUUGUGACGUAUUUAUAUCAUCAUUAUAUAUACAUUUUUAUGGAAAAUCAGUACGGUAAGCAAAACCAAUGUUUAUGUCUAAUUAUAUAUACAUUUUAUGCUAACUGUAUUUUAAAAUAAUAAUAUAGUAGUGCCAUCUCUUUGGAAAGUAAAAAGUAGUACACUAUAGACCAAGAAAUUUGGAACUAAUACAUUCCGUCAAACAUUCAACUAAUUAAUUAAUACCCUUACAAUUUUAUGCUAUAUAUUUUCGUAGCAACUUCUAAAGUACACAUACGGAUUUAUGGGUUACACAUCGGUGAUAUGAAUGAGUAAUAUUUACGACAAAGUUACAAAAAAAAACAUUUGAUUUCUGUUAGAAAUUUAGAAUAGUAAAGGAGCAUUAGUCACCAAUGUAUACAGUGCAUACGUAGCAAAUUGUGUAGUACUCCUAUUAAACAAUAACCACGUCGACAAUUUUGAUUUUGGCCUAUAGGGGUUUUUAGUCAAUCAUAUUGGAAAUUGUGAUUGUGAUUUGUUAAAGCUAACUUUGAUUUGAAGCAUAAUUUCAUUUCCAAGAUAUUGUUCUUUGCUCGACGAAUCUUGACUUAAUUAUACAAGCUUUGAUUUUAUAGCACAACCCAUUACAUUCCGAAAAAGCAUCCCUAGGUUACGGGUCCAAACUCAAUGUAAGAUAUGGAACAUCACAGAUUUGUAUGUAUUUGCCAUUGGCUGCUAAAUGAUACUUCGUUUUGGUUUAGUUGUCAUUGUAUAAUAAAAUAUUAUAAUUUCAAAAUAAAUAUCUUUUUAUAGUUUUAAUUUAACAUUUAUUGACUUUAUAUUCUGACCUACUUCUUAUAGAUAUAAAUGUAGUUAAGUGUAUUAGUAAUGAUAUUUUUGUUUUGUAAAUAUACAAAUUGAAUAUUUUCUUAAUUUGUUUGUCCAACUCUACAACGAUAACUAAAAUGAAACAGAAAAAUUAUACAUUAAAAAGAAAAACUCGAACUUUCGAUUUAAUUUCUCAAUAGAUUAAAAGGAUAGGCUGACAUUUUGGUGCUAAAAAUUGCCAGAUCAAAAACAAAUAGAAUUGGAAAUAUAAGAGAGAAAAAUAAAGAGAUAUCCAUAUGAUACAUUUAAUCUGGUAAUCAAUAAUACCAUCGAAAAGUAAUAAUUUAUGAGUAUUUACUAUUUAGGAAUGUAUCAUUAAUGCUGUCAUAGGUUUUACCAUGACGUGCAAAUACAAUAUACAUUUUGACCCGGUCGUGUAUAGCUGUCAAAUGGGUGGGCUUUCCGUUGGUUACCCACGUCCAUAUUUAUAUGGGCUCUAAUUGGUAAAGCCCGUUUUCCGUGUGGGUUUUAAAUGGACAGAAAUGGAAAACCACUUGUUUAGUGGGUAAUUAUGGGUUUGGUCAUUUUGGUCGUGGGCCGUCCAAUAUUUUAGAAUUGCUAGGGUUUCAAUUUGGGGAAAAAAAAAAUCAUUUCCCCGAUCUCUCUCUUUUGGCUCUCGAGCUCUCUCCUUCGGCGACUCGAGUCCACGUGGGUUUUCUCUCCGUCCGUCUCCGUCUCGUCUCCGUCCGUCUCGUCUCCGUCCGUCUCUCUCCGUUCGUCUCUCUCCGUCCGUCUCUCUCCGUCUGUCUCUCUCCGUCCGUCUCUCUCCGUUUAGACUCCACCUAAAACCCAAGACAGACACAGUUUUUUUGAUAAACAUUCCAUCUUCUUCGACUGCCUCAUUGACCUCAGGGGUUAUGGACUUGGAGGAAGAUGAACUUAUGGAGCUUAGAGUUAUGAACUUAUGGAGUUAUAGUUUUUAAUUUGUAUGGAGUUAUGCUAUGUAUGAACUUAUGGUUUGUAUAAUUGCACUUAUGGAGUUAUGCUAUGUAUGAACUUAUGGAGUUAUGGUUUGUAUGCACUUAUGAACUUAUGGAGUAGACUAUUUCAAUCUUAUAAAGUUGUACUUGUAUU
Messenger RNA from Brassica napus (rape), 4783 nucleotides. RefSeq names its product protein SHORT HYPOCOTYL IN WHITE LIGHT 1-like. The transcript has 6 exons. Bases 69 to 617 code for a protein of 182 amino acids. Lineage: Eukaryota; Viridiplantae; Streptophyta; Magnoliopsida; Brassicales; Brassicaceae. Gene Ontology annotation, biological process: regulation of abscisic acid-activated signaling pathway; negative regulation of photomorphogenesis. The record is from RefSeq and is a predicted model, not a curated record.